AUGACACUAAACACCCAGCAAGAAACAAAAACCUCGCUGCAUCGUCGAGCCAGCACUCCACUGCCCCUGUCUUCCCGAGGUCACCAGUCUGGCUUCCUGUGCACCCCAUCUGCUACCAAAUCCCAGCAUCCUCGACUGGGCCAAUCAGCUUCCCUCAACUCUCCUGCACAGCAGCCUUCACCCAGCCCCAACAGCUGGUCCUCUGAAUCCAGUGACUCUGAAGGGUCCUGGGACGCCCUCUACCGUGUGGUACUACUUGGAGAUCCUGGUGUAGGGAAGACGAGCCUGGCCAGCCUCUUUGCAGGAAAACAAGAGCGGGACCUCCAGGAACAGCUAGGAGAAGAUGUAUACGAGAGGACUCUCACAGUGGAUGGAGAGGACACCACGCUGGUGGUCAUGGACACCUGGGAGGCUGAGAAACUGGAUGAAAGCCACGAAUCAUGCCUGCAGAUGGGCAGUGCCUACGUCAUUGUGUACUCCAUCGCAGACAGAGGUAGUUUUGAGAGUGCCUCUGAGCUCCGUAUUCAGCUGCGGCGCACACACCAGGCCAACCAUGUACCCAUCAUCCUGGUGGGCAACAAGGCUGACCUUGCACGCUGCCGUGAAGUUUCUGUAGAAGAGGGUCGCGCCUGCGCUGUGGUGUUCGACUGCAAAUUCAUUGAGACAUCAGCCACACUGCAGCACAAUGUGGCGGAGCUCUUCGAGGGUGUGGUGCGCCAACUGCGCUUGCGCCGUCGGGACAGCAAGGCCCAAGAGCCACCUGCACCCAGACGGCGAGCAAGCCUGGGCCAACGUGCUCGUCGUUUCCUGGCACGCCUGACAGCCAGCAGUGCCCGCCGCCAGGCACUCAAGGCCCGCUCCAAAUCCUGCCACAACCUAGCUGUGCUCUGAAGCCAUCAACCCUCCUAAGGGUGGCAGGGACACUGGAGUGCAUUCUGGCCUCUAGCAACGCCACCAAAAGACAAAGACUUGUUGCCUGAAGUCACUUCAAGAGCUUUGCCUGACUGAUGCUCCAGGUGGGAGCCUCUCCCAGAGGCCCAACUUCAGGGACCCCUCUUCCUCCAGGAAAUAAAUGCAUGGGCUGUGGGGCCAAAACCCCAAAUUGGGCAUAGAGUAGUAUUUUCUGGGGGUGUGUGUCUUUUCAUAAAAAUCUUUCUUAUCCCUGGACUCUGGCCAACCUUCAGAAACUCCCCACAAUAAAUCAUAAGGAUGACUUAUCUAAA
Molecule: messenger RNA, 1223 nt
Organism: Erinaceus europaeus (western European hedgehog)
Lineage: Eukaryota; Metazoa; Chordata; Mammalia; Eulipotyphla; Erinaceidae
Gene: REM1
Product: RRAD and GEM like GTPase 1
Exons: 4
Coding region: 1-891 (296 amino acids)
Biological process (GO): negative regulation of high voltage-gated calcium channel activity
Cellular component (GO): plasma membrane
Molecular function (GO): GTPase activity; GTP binding; calcium channel regulator activity
Source: RefSeq, a predicted model, not a curated record